Messenger RNA from Neohortaea acidophila, 1358 nucleotides. Its product is annotated as serine/threonine protein kinase, CMGC family, CDC2/CDK subfamily. The record is from RefSeq and is a predicted model, not a curated record. Gene Ontology annotation, cellular component: nucleus; cytoplasm; transcription factor TFIIK complex. Gene Ontology annotation, biological process: protein phosphorylation; positive regulation of transcription by RNA polymerase II. Lineage: Eukaryota; Fungi; Ascomycota; Dothideomycetes; Mycosphaerellales; Teratosphaeriaceae. Gene Ontology annotation, molecular function: ATP binding; RNA polymerase II CTD heptapeptide repeat kinase activity; cyclin-dependent protein serine/threonine kinase activity. The transcript has a single exon. The coding region runs from base 56 to 1258 and encodes 400 amino acids.
CGCUUCGUGAGUUGAUGUAUCUCGAGACCUAUCAAACCAUCAUCUCACUCUCGAUAUGGCGACCUCACCAGCUCUGGAUGUGCCGCCGGAAGGUCCACCCUUCAAAAGAUUGAAGACCGGAUCGAACGGCGUCUCAACUGCUUCAUCUCCUGCCCCUUCGCACAUGGCCGAUCUGGCCGAGCAAGUGGACGCGCAGGAACGGCAGAAAUACAUCAAGGGACGUAAACUCGGCAGCGGUCAAUAUGCAGACGUCUACUCAGCCCACCUCGUCUCCGAUCCCACCCAGCUCGUGGCCAUUAAGAAGAUCAAGGUCGGCGCCGAGGCCAAAGAGUUCGGCAUCAGCUACGACAGUCUCCGCGAAAUCAAAUUCCUUCAGGAACUCGACCAUCCCAACAUCAUCAAACUCUACGCCGUCUUCAGCACCAAAAGUCAGAACUUGAACCUCGUUCUCGAGCAACUGCCUCAGGGCGACUUGCUCAAGCUGAUCCAGGACACCUCCAACAUCACCUACACCCCCGCCGACAUCAAGUCCUGGAUGCUCAUGCUCAUGCGCGCCACCCACUUCUGCCAUGCAAACUACGUCCUCCACCGUGAUAUCAAACCCAACAAUCUGCUCAUCGCCUCCGACGGCUCCAUCAAACUCGCCGAUUUCGGUCUGGCGAGGAGUUUCGCCGACCCCUUCCAGAAGAUGACCUACAACACCGUCACCAUCUGGUAUCGCCCACCGGAACUCUUCUUCCAGGCUCAGUAUUACGGCGGCAAGGUGGACGUGUGGAGUUGUGGCUGCGUCUUCGCCGAGCUGGUCGCCCGUGAUGUCAUGUUCCGCGCAUGGCCGGAGAAUGAGAUCAACAUGGUGAAGAUGAUCUGCGACAAGAUCGGCACUCCAACGGAGGAUAACUGGCCGGGAGUCUCGAAGAUGAAGGGAUAUGUAACGCCCACCGAGGUCGUGCCGUUGCGUCCAAAGGAGCAUUGGAUGGCGCAGUUCCGGGCAGUGGGCGAGACCGGUGUCGAUUUGUUGAUGAAGAUGCUGUUGCUCGAUCCUCGCAAGCGAUUGAGUGCAGAAGAGGUGCUCAAGCAUCCAUUCUGGACAGCCGAGCCGAGGCCUAGCAGACUCGAGGAUUUGCCCCGGAAAGGUGGUGGCAUGGAGGUGAUGGGCGAGGACUUGAAGCGGCGUGGUGGUGAGAUUCCGAACGGUGGAGGUGCUGGUGGGAGAGGCGACAAAGUGGCGAGGAAGAUUGACUUUGGUGCUAUGAAGUGAUGGCGGGAAUGAUACACCGAAGCUUUCACAUGCGUUGAGAAGAUUCUUCCGCAUGUGAGCUUCAUCUUCGUAUGUGCUCGCUCAUUACUUCUUCAACAAC